Molecule: messenger RNA, 1122 nt
Organism: Aspergillus niger
Lineage: Eukaryota; Fungi; Ascomycota; Eurotiomycetes; Eurotiales; Aspergillaceae
Exons: 1
Coding region: 1-1122 (373 amino acids)
Cellular component (GO): extracellular region
Molecular function (GO): IgE binding
Source: RefSeq, a predicted model, not a curated record
AUGCAGUGGAAGUCACUCCUUUUGUGCGCUGCCAUCGCCGAAUCGGCCCUGGCUCGCACCCACGGCCACCAGCGCCGUCAACACGGUCACGGCCACGCCCAGGAGGCUCAUGUGGCCGCCCGUGACGUCGAAGUCGAAGUGCACACCGUCGUCAACAUCGAGCACGUCACCCUAACCACCACCGUCUACGGCCAGCCCACUGAGGCUGCCGAGGCCACCACCAGCACCACUGCCGAGGCAGCAGCCACCACCGAUGCCGGAGCCUUUGUGGAAAUCGACUUGGACGAGGAUCUCGCCAUCAGCGCCAGCCUGGGUCUCUCCCUCUCCCUGGGCCUGGGCCUGGGCGAUGACCACACCAGCACCACCACCCACACCAGCACUUCCACCAACACCAAGACCCACACCGCCGCCUCCCAGACAGCUGCUAGCACCACCGCUGCCGCCACCAGCACCGGCAGCUCAGCCAGCGAGGCCUGGACCGCGACUCCCACCAAUGGAGUCUACUCGACCGCCGGAUUCGGCGAGCGCACCAACAGCAGCAGCAGCGGCGUCACCUACAGCGGCAACGUGGGCAACCCCUGGGGCAGCAACAUCCAGGAGGUGAGCGCCAGCGACGCCUGGCAAUACAAGUACGUCAUCCGCAUGGAGGGCAGCAACACCAAGGACUGGUUCGUCAGCUUCUGGAACAAGAUCGGACCGGAUGGAAAGAUGGACGGAUGGUACGGACACUCCGCGUUGAACUUCACCCUCGCCGCGGGCGAGACCAAGUACGUUGCUUUCGACGAGAACAGCCAGGGUGGAUGGGGCGCCGCCGAGGGCGACAGUCUCCCUACUGAUGACUAUGGCGGUUACUCCUGCACAUGGGGUGAGUUCGACUUUGGCGAUACCGACAACAGCGGCUGGUCUGGUUGGGAUGUGUCUGCUAUUCAGGCUCAGAAUGCCGACCAGACGGUCCAGGGUAUGCGUAUUUGCCAGUACUCGGAUAAGCAGUGCUCGUAUAUCACGACUGAUGCCGAGACGGUGGUGAAUGCGUACACUGCCUCUGAGGCGUCGGUGGAUGGUAUUGGUGGAACUGUGUCGUCGGGUGCGGUGCGCUUGACGGUUGAGGUGGAUUAUAGCUAG